AUGAAAUUAUUAUGCACCUUACCUGUCACCAUACUUACAACCACAGCAUUAUGUCCAGUACCCACCACCUAUGUUUCAAAAGUACCAGAGUCAGAAUGUGAUCCCGAAUCUGGUCAUACAGCAGCAUAUCCAUCAAAAUUAGAAGAGAAUAACUCAUUAGAGAAUAGAUUUUUUCAAAACAAAAGCAGCAAUAGAAGCAACCGUGAGAUAUUGGAUAGAAAAGAUAAGACCCCUGCCAGUAGUAACUUGCUGGUUAAGGAACUUAGUGCUACUGUUUUCAAGGAAUUUAUGGAGCCUCAUACAGAUAAUAAUACCACAACAAAAGCUAGCAGAAACAAAAGCUUGUUUGAAGAUACUGUUGAGAAUAAAUUAGAUAACAGCCAGACAGUUGGCAAGGGUUAUGGGCAAGGUCCAGAGUUUUGCAAAGGCCUUCGCUCUAACACAAGUCAGGCAAAAAUGGAUAUGCCCUCAACAACUGGUUGGUGUGCAAAAUUAGAUAAACAAAUAGUAUUCGAAAAUUGGCCAGAGGGCUUUUGGGUUUUAGUAUUUAUAGAUAGUCAUACAGCAUUAGUGACAAUGAAGUUAGGUAGAAAACACUGGUGGCAAAAAGAAACCUACAGAAAUUUGUGGCAGAACCUUGGAGGAACUUACAGUGGAAAUUUUUGGCCAUCUAUAUUCAUCCAUAAAGAAGUUGUUGGAGAGGACAAAGCAAUUAGCAAAAAACACA
This is a messenger RNA of Racocetra persica, 727 nucleotides long. The record is from the annotation of a GenBank genome assembly. Lineage: Eukaryota; Fungi; Glomeromycota; Glomeromycetes; Diversisporales; Gigasporaceae.